Molecule: messenger RNA, 840 nt
Organism: Eremothecium gossypii ATCC 10895
Lineage: Eukaryota; Fungi; Ascomycota; Saccharomycetes; Saccharomycetales; Saccharomycetaceae
Gene: SLC1
Product: 1-acylglycerol-3-phosphate O-acyltransferase SLC1
Exons: 1
Coding region: 1-840 (279 amino acids)
Biological process (GO): phosphatidic acid biosynthetic process
Cellular component (GO): endoplasmic reticulum; membrane
Molecular function (GO): 1-acylglycerol-3-phosphate O-acyltransferase activity
Source: RefSeq, marked provisional
AUGGGGGUUUUCGGGAAGGUGAUAUUCUAUGCGAAGUCGGCUGUGGCGGUGCUGCUAGUGUCGACCUGCGCCGUGUACGGGAUGGUGGCGUCGGUGGUGCUGUCGGUGGUGGGCAAGCGGCACCUUGCGCAGUGGACGACCGCCCGGGCGUUCUACUUCCUGGGCGGGUGCCUGGGGAUCAAUAUCAAGUUGAUCAACGCGGAGCGGCUGGGGCAGCUGCCGGCGGUGAUUGUGUCGAACCACCAGUCGGAGUUAGACAUACUGCUAUUAGGGCGAGCCUUCCCACCGGGGUGCACGGUGACAGCGAAGGAGUCGCUACGGUGGGUGCCGAUCCUAGGGUGGUUCAUGGCACUGAGCGGGACCGUGUUCUUGGACCGGUCGAACCGCAGCAAGAGUCUGAAGUCGCUGAACGCGUCGCUGGAGCGGCUGAAGCGCAAUCGGCAGGCGGCGUGGAUUUUCCCAGAGGGCACGCGGUCGUACACAACGGAGAUGCAGCUGCUGCCAUUCAAGAAGGGGGCGUUCCACCUGGCGCAACAGGCGCAGAUUCCGGUGAUUCCGGUUGUGAUGUGCAACACGAGCACGGUGUUCAACCCGCGGCUGGGCAUCUUUAACCGCGGCACGAUCACGGCGAAAGUGCUGGAGCCGAUCGACACGGCUAACAUGACCAAGGAUGACGUGGACAAGCUUGUGAGCGACGUGCAGGCCAAAAUGCAGGCGGAGUUCGAGGCGCUUGGCUACGCGCCUGCGAUCGUGGACACGAGCCUACCCGAGGAGGCGCUGCGGCCGGAGUUUGUGGACUGCAAGGAAGACAUCACGGAGGUAACGCGCCUCUUGAAGUAA